UACAUCUUCUGCUAUUUCUCUCUCUCUAUUAACUCUAUUCUCCACUCUUGAAUAAUCUCAAGAUAAAACCCACACUCUCACUCUCUGCUUACCCCAGAAAAUAUUUUAGUCAUCACCAUAUAUAAUAGCCCUUCCUCCUUUUCUUGACCUAUUUUUCUUUGUCUUUGUAGUGUUCCUUUGGGGUUUUACAUCUUCUGGAUUCGAAGUAUUAAAUCAUCUGGUUUCUGGGUUUUAGAGAACUUUUAUACAGUAUUUUUUUCUCCAUCACUAUGUGGGUGUCUUUCACUUCAAGCUUUGGUUGAAACUCAAGGAAGUUACUUAGGUAGAUAUCAAAUAGAGGUGGUCUUUUAUUUCAUUUUUAUUGACGUUGAAUACAUAGCAAAGUUAAAGAAAUGGAAGGUUAUUCAAGAAACGAGGAGAAAAAGCUCGAGUUAAGGCUUGGUCCCCCAAACGGAGACUGGUCUAGAGAAAAGGAUGAAACCCAUUUCCCUUUUGGUUACAUCUCAAACGCUCCUAACAAUGGAAGCCAAGUUCAGCAGCAGAAGUUUUCUUCAUUUCUUCAGCUUCAAUCAACACCACAGAAACAUAGUGUUAUGGCACAGGAAUCAUUACAGACAGCUGGUUGCUCUAAAGCAGUAGAUAUGCAGAAGAGUGCUGCAGAAAAGAAGGCAUUUUCACCAGCUACAAAAACAGGUCCUGUCCCCAACAGUGCUCAGAAAAGGACUGCACCAGCACCAGUAGUGGGUUGGCCUCCAAUUCGUUCAUUUAGGAAGAAUAUUGCAAGUAGCAGCUCUUUGAAACCUGUGACUGAGUCACAUAAUGUGGUCCCAAAUAAGAUUGUUGCCAACAAAAAACCAAUGGAAAUUUGUCAGAAAGGAUUAUUUGUUAAGAUCAAUAUGGAUGGUAUUCCUAUUGGAAGGAAAGUAGAUCUCAAAGCUUAUGACAGCUAUGAUAAACUCUCCUCUGCUGUUGAUGAACUCUUUAGAGGCCUUCUUGCAGCUCAAAGUGAUCCAUCUGGUGGUGGGAAAGAGAAGAAAGAAGAAGGAGAGAAAGCGAUAACAGGAUUAUUGGACGGAAGUGGCGAAUAUACGCUUGUUUAUGAGGAUAAUGAAGGUGACAGAAUGCUUGUUGGGGAUGUCCCUUGGCACAUGUUUGUGUCUACUGUGAAAAGGCUGCGUGUGUUGAAAAGCUCCGACCUCUCCACCCUUACUCGUGGAAUUAAGCAGAAUUAGCUGACCUAAUGAUCUGAUCUAACGCGCAAUCUUGAGAAUCAACAUUUCUAAGAAGAGAAUGACUUGUUUUGCAUGGAAUUGAAAGUUUUUCAUUAUUGAAGUAGCAGAAGCAAAAAGUUUAUGUAAAUUAUGAAUAUUUGCUGCUAAUAUUUGUGUUUGGAAGGCAAAAAAUGAAUAUUGCUUUCUUAGAUUGUUUGUCCCUUUUUUACAUCCGUAGGAUUAAGAGAUGCGUGCUACCUCUAGUUAAUUUCUGCAAGUGUAUAAAAUUAAAAUGUAAACCGUUCGUUCUCCCUCUUGAGCAUUAGCACUUAA
This is a messenger RNA of Nicotiana tabacum (common tobacco), 1544 nucleotides long. RefSeq names its product auxin-responsive protein IAA26-like. NCBI's taxonomy places the organism in Eukaryota, Viridiplantae, Streptophyta, Magnoliopsida, Solanales, Solanaceae. Gene Ontology annotation, cellular component: nucleus. The record is from RefSeq and is a predicted model, not a curated record. Gene Ontology annotation, biological process: regulation of DNA-templated transcription.